Messenger RNA from Bombus huntii, 3251 nucleotides. RefSeq names its product peroxisomal N(1)-acetyl-spermine/spermidine oxidase. The transcript has 4 exons. Bases 1120 to 2676 code for a protein of 518 amino acids. Gene Ontology annotation, molecular function: polyamine oxidase activity. Lineage: Eukaryota; Metazoa; Arthropoda; Insecta; Hymenoptera; Apidae. The record is from RefSeq and is a predicted model, not a curated record.
AUUUAACUAAAAUUAGCAUAUACAAGAACCUAUAAAAUUAGGGAUAUGUAUUGUUUGGCCGUAAUUUAGCAUAGACAAGAACCUAUUGAGUUCCAUGCUACAAGAACCUCCUCCAGACAGUCGCCUGGUGUUCGUCACCCUAGUCUGUGGAAAGAAGCGUCAACACUUGAGAGUGCCAUAAAUUAAGCCUUCCCCCGUAUGAUGUCAUGGGCCAGCUGGCUCCGACGUUUUGUAACUGCGACGCCUGGUUUUUUCGAGUGUUAUUUGUACAAUCGUCGACGUAGGCGAACGUCGAAGUAGAACCACGCGAAUUUAGUAUUUCCGAUUCUACAGAACGUGCUAUAAACGAAACAUUUGGUUUUUUUGCACAAAAAUCGGGACCCAAGUGUUGCGAUAAUGGAGAUGUAGAAACGAUUCUAUUUCUCGAAAUUGAGAUCUUAGACGUGUCGAACGUAAGAAAUGAUAAUGCUAGUGAAAGAGAAAGAAGGACUGAGAAUCGAAGCGAUCAACAAAUAGGACUGCGAUAAGCUAAGACCUUUAACUCAAAACUCAAACUUUUUUAUUUUUGAUUUGUUAUAAAUGAAAAUAUAUAAUCUCAUAUACAAGGCUGUUGUAUUCGUCUUAACAAACACCAUCGUACGUACUAAGGAAAAAGGAUAUGUGGUUGAAAAAAUAUUAUGUUAUAUUGCUAGUGUACAAGCACAUAGGACAGAUCCUUAAGUUUAAGCUUAAAUACAUAGGAUCUUGUAUAUACUAAAUUGCGACCAAAGAGGCCAGAUCCCUCAUUUUAUAGGUUCUUGUAUAUGCUAACUCUAGUUUCCUUCACUGCUUGGCCGUAUGGUGCAGCACUAGCUCGGGAAUAACCAAAAUCAUAAGCGAGAGCAUUCUCAUUUCCUCUCUGAUUUAUAUGUUGCGGUCUGUGGUUUGCGGUAUUUUGGAUGUACGUUAAAAUGGAAAACGUCAAAAAACUUUGAUUAGAUUUUAACGAAGUACUUUUGAAUGACAAUGCUAGAAAGUAUGAUGGUCGAAUCAAUAUGAGAAAAAACGUUGUUAACUGUCUUUCCUUUUAAAUAAAUAUUAAUAAGCUAUGUAAAUUUUGUCAUUGACAACUGAUAUGAUAUGAUCAUGGCGGAAUCUACGAAGACAGAGGAUGAUAAAAUUAAGUGUAACAUUUUAAUCAUCGGAGCUGGAAUGGCUGGAUUGUCAGCUGCAAAUCAUUUACUGAAGAAUCAAGAGACCGAUUUUUUGAUUGUCGAAGCACGAGGUCGCAUAGGUGGGCGUAUAAUCGCUACCAAAAUCGGCAAUGAAAAAGUAGAAUUAGGAGCAAAUUGGAUCCAUGGUGUCCUAGGGAAUCCAAUGUUUGAAUUAGCUAUGGCAAAUGGAUUAAUAGAUAUAGUACGUGUACCAAGGCCUCACAAAGUUGUAGCUGCUAUGGAAGAUGGGAAACAAUUGCCUUUUCCAGUUUUGCAAGAAAUUUACGAAGCUUAUGUAUGUUUUUUAAGAAGAUGCGAGGAAUAUUUCUUAAGUACUUAUAGCCCCCCAGAUGGAAUAAACAAUGUUGGAGCACAUGUGUCAUUAGAGGCUGAGAUUUAUUUAUCAACCUUGCCAUCUGAAGAAAGAAAAGUCAGACAGUUAUUGUUUGAUUGUUUACUCAAAAGAGAAACUUGUAUUACUGGCUGUGAUAGCAUGGAAGAUGUUGAUUUGUUGGAAAUGGGAUCUUAUGCUGAACUUCAAGGUGGAAAUAUUAGUCUUCCAAAUGGAUACAGUGCUAUAUUAGAACCAGUUUCAAAACACAUACCAAAGAACACCAUUCUAACUAAACAUGUUGUCACUAAGAUUAGGUGGCAAAGAAACAAAUGCAUGAACAAUGACAAUUCUAAUAGCUGUUCUAAUACAAAUUCACCUGUCGAAAUACAAUGUGAAAAUGGAAAAACAAUAUUAGCUGAUCAUGUGAUUUGUACAUUGCCACUAGGAGUACUUAAGGAAAAAGCCAAUGAUAUAUUUGAACCACCUUUACCAAAUGACAAACUUGAAGCCAUAGAUAGACUUUUAUUUGGUUGUGUAGAUAAAAUAUUUUUAGAAUAUGAAAGACCAUUUUUAAAUCCUGGUGUGUCAGAAAUAAUGCUCCUAUGGGAUGAUAGAGGACUGUCAGAAGAAGAGAAGCAGGACAUCAGCAAAACAUGGUUCAGAAAGAUCUAUUCCUUUACGAAAAUUUCGGAAACUUUAUUACUGGGUUGGAUAUCGGGAAAAGCUGCUGAAUACAUGGAGAAAUUAAAUGGAGCGGAAGUAGCAGAAGUAUGCACAUCAAUAUUAAGGAGAUUUCUUAACGAUCCGUUUGUACCAGCACCAAAAAAUUGUUUGUGCACCUCGUGGCAUUCACAGCCAUAUACGCGUGGUUCCUACACUGCUAUGGCUGUUGGUGCAAGUCAAUUAGACAUUAAUUGUUUAGCUGAGCCUAUAUUACAAGAAGAUGAUCCUUCGAAAAUAGUAAUAGCAUUUGCAGGUGAACAUACGCAUUCUUCGUUUUAUAGUACGGUACACGGGGCAUAUUUAACCGGUCGGACAGCUGCCCAAGUACUUUUGGAGUCGAGAAAGAACGAAAAGAAUUCAUUGAGUCUCAGUUGCGAAGACACAAGUGAUCUAAGUUCAUGGAUACAAGGAAUUUCUCUAAAUUAAAUAUUAAAAGUUGUUUUAAGAAAAGGUGCAUCGGAAGUUAUUCUCUAUAUCGAAAUUUUCACACAAUUGAGCACAAUUUAUUAUCCUGGUACGAAGAAUAUUUUACACACACUGUCGAAAUCGAUGACAAUUGUGAUUUAUAGAUGUUUAGUAUUAACGCGAAAUCUUGUGAACUAUUUUAAUUUUGUAAAUAAUAUAGCGAAUUGUUUAUAUUAUGUACAUAACAACGCCUGUUUAAAAUUUUAAGACUUUAUAAAUAUGUAUUUUGCGAUUUGAUCUACUAUCAUACUUUUCUUCUUAAAUAAUCGAAAAAGGGAUGACAGUAUGAAAAUCGUAUCACGAGAACAUGCUUCAUUUUAUAGGGUCACCUAACAUCAGCUAUACAAAUUUUAUAUAAUUAAUGCUAUCAUAAGUGCUUUUUAUCCUUAAUAAAAAUUCAGACAAUUCAGUGAUCGCUAAUCAUUGCAUUAAAUAAUGAAUUGGUUUCUAUCUAUCUAUGGAUAAAACAAAGUGAAUGUAACGUGAUCUUACUUUGACAAAGAAAUAAAAUUAAACAUCUAUAUUUGCAUAGCAUA